Molecule: messenger RNA, 591 nt
Organism: Penicillium diatomitis
Lineage: Eukaryota; Fungi; Ascomycota; Eurotiomycetes; Eurotiales; Aspergillaceae
Exons: 1
Coding region: 1-591 (196 amino acids)
Source: RefSeq, a predicted model, not a curated record
AUGACUGAGUACAAAUUUAUCAACUCGGACGCCGAGAACCCCGGUGCAGGCGGUUCAAUUGCACCCUUCUUCUCCAUCACGACCCCACCAUCAACGGACAUUUGGGAAAAGCCUCCCUCAACCAGCCGCUUCUCGGCACCGAUCCUUUACCAAUCCAUGCCACUGGGCUCCUUCAAGCGUGUUCGCGUUGCCAUCAAUGCCCAGUGGAAGCAGCUCUACGAUCAAGGCGGGCUCAUCCUCGUCCUGCGCAAGUCCGACGGAACCCAGAAGUGGGUGAAGGCCGGCAUUGAAAUCACGCACGGCAGACCUCACUUGGGCGUUGUGGCCAAGGACCGCUGGGCGGACUGGAGCUUGUUGCCUGUGCCUUCUGGAGGUGGCGCCGCCACGAUCGAGAUGGUUCGCGAAGACGACGGUAGUCUGUGGAUUUAUCUCGUUGAGGGAGUACAAAAGUCUCCGAUUCGGGAGGUCACAUGGCUCUUCCAGGAGGAGGACGUCAGUGAGCUGUGGGUUGGUACCUAUGCUGCGCGACCUGGAAAGGAAGGAGGUGAGCUGUCGGUUGAGUUUGGUCAUUUGAAUGUGGAAACCGUUUAG